CGUGGCCGAGCGAGGCCAUGGCAUCUUGGCAUCUAUGUCGUGUAAAUGGGGGCUUCAUGGCAUUGAUCUCAUAUUUUCUCUUGGUGAGAUUUUGAGCAUCAACACUUCCCCCCCAGUCUAGGAGAGUACCUUUAGGUGCUCUUGUAGACUAUUCACCUUGGUUCUUAUAAAUAGGCCUUCAUGCAUGGCUUAAUAUAUCCACCUUACUUCCUUGGCUUAGUGGUUUGGAGAACCCUUCCUUUUUCAAGAGGUAAGGGGUUCAAUCCCCCACAACCCCAUUUUUGCCAUAGUUUCAUUUGUUUUAUUUUUUCACUUCACUUCAUUUCAUUUUUUUUUUACAUAUGAGCUAAUUUUUUGGUGUGUCUAUUUAGUGACUAACACAUCCGUUUUGCCUAUUUUUGCAGACGUGCAUUUUCUACCAUUUUGGUGCUUUUGGCCCUCGUCCUCCUUUUUUUGGUCUCGACAGCCUCCAAUUUCUACAUCUUGAGGUAUGUUCUCUUUUUCCCUGGUUUUUGUUAGGUUCACAUAAGCGUUACUCGGGAUGGGGUACCUUGGCCUGAGCUUGUAGUGAGUUUGACCAUAUGCAUGCCCCUCCUCUUUUUUUUUUUAUACCCUGUAGUGGGUCAUUUAGGGCGUUUGCAUCUAGAGAUAUUAAGCCUAUUCCUUUGUAUUUUGCAGCCUUUCCCUCAUUUAUACGUGAACCCCUUUUUGUUGUUGGGACGAUGUCUCAUGGCCAGUGACGGCCCGUCCGACAUACCCUUAGGGCCUGAGUUUAUUGACCUGUCCUCAGACUCAGAGUCCCCUGAGGGCAACCCUCACCAGGACUAUGACUCCUUAAGGCAGGCCCGCAUCCGCCACCUUGAGUACAUGGAUGACCUUAGGCGUAAAAUUUGGGUGGUGGAGAGCGAAAUUGACUCGGUGUCGAGAGGAGACGGAGGACCCUCCCCCCCAGACCUUAGUGACCAUGUAGCGAGCCUUAGGAUGACCCUUUUUGAAUUGCAGUGGGAGUUAGAGUUUAUGGAGGGACACCUUCCGCCUGAGCCUUCCAGCCCAUCCUCGCUUGAUGACUGUCAGGGGGCUGCUUCUACUUCUCCUCAGCCCCUAGUCUCAAUUUGUCCUAGCUUAGCACUUCUGCAGUCGCUCCCUCGAUGGAAGACUCUUGCUAGGAAGAAAAAAUGGAGGGUCAAGUGUUCUGUCUCUUCCUCACAUUUUUCUUUUGAUUUUGGAGAUAUGCCGAAGGCACGCUGACAGGUAUCUACCCAAGAGCAGGAUGACGCCCCUUUACUAGCGUCUGAGCUGGUGUCGCGCGUGUCCGAAAACAAACUGAUGGACAUCGUGAAUGACUAUCGCGUCCCUCCAGAUUAUGCUCUAUACGCCCCUUAGGAGGCAUACCGGGCCGACCGCCCUAGGCUCGGCUUCGUGGCCCUCAGCGAGCAAAUUCUAAAAGCGGGUGGUACCAUUUUGCUGCACCCGUUCUUUGUUGCAGUCCUCAACUACUUCGAUCUUGCCCCGCUUCAGCUGGCACCCAAUGGCUAGCUGACUUUGAGCUGCCUUUUCAUUGCAUAUAUGAAACUGUUGAAACGCGCCCCUACGGCCAUCGAGGUACAUUUUCUCUACAACCUCAUGCCCCUCCACAAUUCAAAAGGCUUUUACUACUUACAAAAAGCCAACAAUGGGGCCUCUUUGAUAGAGGGUUCGGUGUCUAACCCGGAGGCUUGGAAGCGGGAAUUUUUCUUCAUGGAAGGUCCCCUCUCUGUCCGUGAGGAUUUCCGGACCACUCCCAGUAAGUACUCUGAGCAUCACUUUCUCUUUUUUUUUUUUGUAUGUUGUUUUUUUAUUUUUUUUUAUUUUUUGCAACUUAUGGUUUCGUGCCUUACGCUCACACCAACUAUGGCUCGUAUUGUGCAGAGCGAUUCGCCGAACCCUCCGUCGUCGGGUUGGAAGCGAGAGACAUGAGACGGUCCCUCAACGCUGAACCUACCAGGAAAGAGGCGGCGCGCCUUUUCACCAUAAAGAAUCUACUGCCACAAGCUAUCUCUCGUCUCUGACCCCAAGUUGCUGUGGACCAUCUCUGGGUCCACAAAGAUGAAGGAGACCUUGGCUGAGCCUUGCCCGGAUGACGAUGAGGAUGAGGAGGGGCCGGAUGAAGCCCCCCUUGAUCGCGGGGGAUUCCACCAGCAGCCUCCAUCUCUUGGGGGGUGCCCUCCAUGUGCUCCCUAUGAUCUGGACAUAGCCCCUCCCUCACAAGACCAGCAGGACAUUCCGGGGUGUAGUGUUUACCCUGACCCUGAGGGCCACGAUGCCUUCACUCAAGCUCCUCUCGACCUUGGAUCGCCGGGGGCUGAUUACGUCGGCCUUCCGGACCCCCCUUUUGAUCAAUCAGAGCCUCGGCUUUCCAUUUUCACCGUGCCCCCUCCCGCAUCGGCAAGUGGGUCGCCUGUCCCCAUCCAGCCAGGUGCCCCUGUUACGGAUGGGGAGCCCUGGGUGACUCGGAUGGCAAUGUCGUUCGGACAGCGAUACAUCCAGCUUGCCUCGAGCCUCCCUGUAUCCGACUGGAAUGGCCUUGGGAACGUGACCCAGGCGGACCUUGGGGAGAACCUAAGGCGCUCCAUGGCUUGGGCCUAUACGUUGGCUAUGCGGUUUGCCGACUCGUCUAACAACCUCUCCGCGUCUGCUGCUGAGAGGAACUGCCUUACAACCCGAGUGCAGGAGCUUGAGGAAGAGCUUAAUGAAACCAAUGCUAAGUUGUCAAAGGUCCGGACCAAAUUUUCCAACUUGUCAUCGAAGAGGAAGGAAGUAAAGGCCAAGACCAAGAGGCUAGAGGACAAGGUUACUCACUUGGAUUGUGAACUCCAGGAAGCCAAGGCCACCGCGGCCGCCUCGCAGCAGAGAGUUACCCAGUUGGAGGCCGAAGUCGAGGCCCUCAUGGCCGAACUUCAGUCGGCGCAGGAAAGGAGUGCUUCCUUGGAGGCGGAGAGGGCUACCAUCGAGCGCAGGUCCGUAGACCGUGCCCUCUACAACGUGUGGAGGCAGGACCCUAACUUCGACUUCUCUUCUUUUGAUGAACAUGUCGUUGCUCGAGUGGCCCUGUGGAGCGCCCAUGGUAGGAGGCCCUGAAGCAGUCAUGUCCUAACUUUUGUUAGCUAGCCUACCAUGGGUGUAUGCUCUUUCUUUUUUUUUGUACUUCGGGCCUUUGUAAUAUGACUGUCAUUACUAUUUUCCUUUGGUAACUCUUGUACUAUUUUCAAGACCUUCUUUUUCAUUGUAUAUAUACAUGUGUUGUUAUUUAUAUUUUAUUCUACUGCAUUUGAG
This is a messenger RNA of Humulus lupulus (European hop), 3312 nucleotides long. RefSeq lists its product as uncharacterized. Bases 2086 to 3117 code for a protein of 343 amino acids. The transcript is spliced from 2 exons. The record is from RefSeq and is a predicted model, not a curated record. NCBI's taxonomy places the organism in Eukaryota, Viridiplantae, Streptophyta, Magnoliopsida, Rosales, Cannabaceae.